CAGAACGCACGCAACCGCGGAGAUCGCAGCGCCAUUCGGUCGCAGCGUUGGCCAGCGGCAUGAAGCAAAAGCAGAGCGAGGCUGAUGCUACGGUGGUUGUGGGCACGUACGACGGCGGCCUGCUUGGCUUCGGACUGGAUGGGGCCCAGCGCUUCGGCUAUGCACCCCAUGUGGGCUGCGUGAAGGCCGUGCAUUGCAACCAGGCUGGCAAGCUGGCGACAGGCGCCACGGACAACUCCGUGAAGUUGUUCGACCUGGCGCGUAGUGUGGAGCUGGGGGAGCUACAAGAGCACGAGGACUCGGUGGCCUGCCUCCAGUACUGGCAGAACACCCUGGUCACCGGCGGCAGCGACGGCCAGGUCUGCAUCUGGCGGUGUGGAGACUAUGAGCUGCUCUUGAAGUUCAAGGGCCACAAGGCAGCCGUGACAUGCCUUGCGAUCCACCCUUCUGGGCGCAUGAUGGCCAGCGCCGGCAGGGACCAGCGCCUGCAGUUGUGGGACCUGACCCGUGGUACUUCGGCUGCGCACCUCACCAUGGAGGGCCUCGAGGCUUUGGAGUGGUCCCCGGACGGCGAGCGCAUUGCCGCGCUGAGCCCAAAGGAGCUCACAGCUGUGGAGGUGAAAGACCCAAGCUCCGCCGCGUCAUUCAAAGAUGCCUCUUCCGCUGGCUUCAUGCGUGUUAGCUUCACCGCGGUAGCUUGGCUGUCUCCCCACCUGCUGGCCUUGGGCGAUGCCAAGGGCGCAGUGCGGGUGCUGAGACAUGGCGCGGAGCUGGUGGAGGUUUGUCAGCUGCCGGAGACCGAGAAGGGUACCCCGGCGCCUCGGGUGAAGGCCUUGCUGGCCCGCGAUGGGCGACUGCUGGUGGGCAUGAGCGCCGGCCAAGUGGAGGUCUGGGGCUUCAUCCUGGCGAAGGCAGCUCCGGAGUUCGAGAAGUUGCGGGUGGUGGACACCAAGAGCCGCCUCACCUGCCUCACCGCCUGGUUCCAGGCAGCUGCAGAUGCAGGCCUCAAGAAGAAGCAGCCAGAGUCGAAGAAGCUGGUGAAACCAGCAGCGAAGGCUGGCAAGACUGGCAAGGCUGCCAAGACUAGCAAGGCUGGCAAGGCUCCAGCCAAGCUUGUGGGCAAAAAGCAGAAGACGCCCUAGGGCGCGGCACUUGCCUGCAAGGAGUACGUUUUCGCUGGGGUGCCUGGUCGGCCAAUCACAAAUUGAGCCUGUU
Molecule: messenger RNA, 1215 nt
Organism: Effrenium voratum
Lineage: Eukaryota; Dinophyceae; Suessiales; Symbiodiniaceae
Source: the annotation of a GenBank genome assembly